Saccharomycodes ludwigii is the source of this 1362-nucleotide messenger RNA. It is a transcript of the gene SSP2, whose product is annotated as Ssp2p. The coding region runs from base 1 to 1362 and encodes 453 amino acids. The record is from RefSeq and is a predicted model, not a curated record. Lineage: Eukaryota; Fungi; Ascomycota; Saccharomycetes; Saccharomycodales; Saccharomycodaceae. The transcript has a single exon.
AUGAGUAUUUACCAAACAAGUUUGGAACAUGAAUUCAAUAAUACAAGUACAGCUACCGCAGGAACAAUGAAAACUAGAAAGUCAAAAUUGGAGACUUUACAUACAUUAGUUAAAGAUAGACCAUUUAGAGGUAGUUGGUUGUUUGAAGAAAACAGCUGUUCCUAUGAUAGACACAAAUUUAAAAAAUUUGCAAAAAAUUAUUUGUGGGGUUCUAGAAAUAGGGAACUGGAUCAGCAGCAUGAUACACAACAACAAGACUUAGAAACUGGUAUUAUGAAUGAAAAUUUUUUUAAAAAAAACACCUCCCUUCCAAUUAAUGCAACAAAGGUAAUUGAAAAUCACAUAUAUUCAUCUUCACAGGAACAUCUUGAUGAUAUAGCCUCCGAUUUUGAAGUUAAUGUUCCUGCCUACGCAUAUAAGACAAAAGAGAGCAAGGAUAAAGAAAAAACAAUGCAAACCACUACUGCCGGGAAUAUAUUGGCAAAAAAAUUAGAGGAGAGCGAAUUAGAAAUAUGCCCACAAUUGGAGCCAUAUACUUCUGAUUCUAAUUAUAUUAGCCACGGAACUAAUGUUAACGACUCCGAGGAGUUUUUAAGAGCUAAAUUAAAAUAUAGUCCUAAAAUUGAAUUUAUACCUGGAACUGAAUAUCAGGAUUUUCAAAAUGAACAAAAAUUUUUAAGAACCAGAAGAGGGCUAGUUUUCAAAAAUUUACCUAAAAAUACAGGUAUUAUCAGCAUACUAAAUCAAAUCAGGGUUGGUCCUAUUGAAAAAAUUGUUAAAAUAAAUGAGGCUAACAAUACAAAUGAAAUAAAAUUAUUAGAGAUUCAUUUUAUGGAACAUAACGAUGCAGAAAAAUUUUACAAGUAUAUUCAAACUGGACAAUUUUUGGUGAACGGAAUAUGUUUAACAGCUACCUGGAUUCAACCAAAUAUAAACACUAUUUCAAACCAAGCUUUUGCAUUAAUUCAUGAUAAAGUAUAUCCUGAAAAUGAAAAAUGCUAUUCUCAACAUGGUGGAUCUACCUUUGGCACUGGUGCACGCCGUUGCUUAAUUUUAAAGAAACAUGCAAUUAGAAAACCUAAAAGUUUAGCCAACCACUACCCCUCACCAUUAUCUAAUUAUUCACCAUUGAAUGUCUCUGAAAUUUUCAACGAUUUCAGUAUCUUUGGCGAUAUCGUUGAUAUUACGCCAGUAGUUUCACGUAAAUUGUGUAUUUGUAUCAAUUUUUUUGAUGUAAGGAGCGCUAUACAAGCAAAAGCUUCUUAUGAGCAAGUAAGUUCAAAAUUAUACCGUAAGUAUUAUAGAGAAUGGACUAUGUGGUAUGGAAAAGAUAUUGCUGACAGGGCUUGCCUCCAAGUGUAA